Molecule: messenger RNA, 1961 nt
Organism: Penaeus chinensis
Lineage: Eukaryota; Metazoa; Arthropoda; Malacostraca; Decapoda; Penaeidae
Product: transcription elongation factor 1 homolog
Exons: 3
Coding region: 124-372 (82 amino acids)
Biological process (GO): transcription elongation by RNA polymerase II
Cellular component (GO): transcription elongation factor complex
Molecular function (GO): RNA polymerase II complex binding
Source: RefSeq, a predicted model, not a curated record
AUUAUGACUAUUACAUGAGCCCGAAGUAGGCCCGACUCCAUUGUUUACAAGCAUCCUGUGGGCUCGCAUCGGAGGUCUGCGGAAUUUCCUCUUAUAUAGGUCUGCCCUAAAACCCCAAGGACCAUGGGACGCCGCAAGUCAAAGAGGAAGCCUCCCCCCAAAAGGAAGAAUAUUGAACCUUUAGACACACAAUUCAAUUGCCCAUUUUGUAACCACGAGAAAUCUUGUGAGGUUAAAAUGGACAAACCACGAAAUGCUGGAAGGGUGUCUUGCCGUGUUUGUCUGGAGGACUUCCAGUGUACUAUUAAUUAUCUCUCUGAAGCUGUUGAUGUCUACAAUGAAUGGAUUGAUGCUUGUGAAUCUGCCAACUGAUGAACCUACUCUGAAAAAUUUGGGAAACAUUCACCCUUUACAUUUGAUGUUCCUCAAGCAGAAAUAGCUUAAAAUAUGUCAUUUACCACAUGCAUGUAUUCUUUGAUUCGCAAGCUGAUAAAGCUAUAGAGUAUCUGACAUCUAUCAGAAGUGGUUGGCAGAAGUGCCAAUUCAAUGUAGAAUCACCCUCAUUGUUAACCAUUCUUGGCAAUCUUAAUGUUUGCAAAAUUAAACUCACUUCACAUCAUAUGUCAUUAUCAUACAAAUGUUUGCCAGUGAUGGAUUUAGGUCUUUUGCUUUAAUUUUGGUAUCUUGGCUUUCCCCUUUCAAUAAAUAGAAACAAUUCUCUCAAAUUAGAAAGCAAUUCUUAUAUUUAUUUUUCUGAUUUUGGAACAGCCAUAUUGAGUAAAUUAUAUAUUAUGUAGAACCUAUGUUACAUAGCUUGCCACAGCAAUAAUAAAGACCAUGUGUCUUAAUAUGCAAGGAAUUUGGUUAGAAGGAUUACACCUGAGCUUUGCUGGAGAGUAAAAUUAAAGAAAUGCAAGUUGAACGUGAUAGACCAUAAACAAGACUUAAAACUUGGGCAUUCUUUUCUUUGUUAGGCCAGUAAAAACUUUAGGGGAAAUAAUACUCAACCAAAUGAUUGCUCUUUCAGUCUUCAGUAAUUAACUAGAAAGAAAUAAUGUGGUUCCUGCAGUAGUCUUCCUAAUUCAUCAUUGGCUACAUGAAAAGGACAGUUUUUAAUUCAUUCUUUAUGUCACCCAUUUAUAAGAUUCAUUUUUUGGUGAGGGAUUUCUUUGUUUCUGUUUGCUGUAUUGUACAGGCACCUUCUUCAUGAGUAUUGGUGAGCCGACUAUUUAUUACUACCUGUAUCAUUUAUCAAAUGUAAAUUAGUUAUUGAAAAUGAACCAAAGUCAGGGUUGGGAAGUACUGCCAUUCUAGACUUUAAGAUUAUUUUUUUUGUCUGAAUUUAGAUAUCCAAAUUAUUGAGUAAUGUAACUGCUAAGACAAAAGUAAUGGCUAUCUUGAGUACCAAAAGAUAAAAAAAUACUACUAGAUCGUACCACUGGUGUAUUUUAGCUGCAUUCAUGGUUUUGCCAUUGUUUGGGGGGACCAGUACCUCUAAAGAUUUUUGCAGGUAGCCUUGGAGCCAUAUUCUUUGUAGCUACAGCAAUCUUGAAUUCUCAGUAUGCAAAUUGCUAGGUGGAGAAUGAUAUCAGUCUAAUAAUAAUGGUGAUACUUCCUGCCACUAAUAAACAGUCAUUAUAUUUAGUUAUUUGGUCUCUGAUAUACCCACAGUCAUUAUUACCACAAAGAAAAUUAACUGUCAAGAUAGAACUUCAGAUAAUUUUGGUUGCGUUUUCUUUCUUGUACCAUUCUGUUCACAUUCCUGUAUUUCCAGUAAAUAGUGUUAAUCAGUAGUUUUAAGAUAAAUCUGUAUUGGUGGACUUGGGACAGAUGUACUAUGAAUAACCAUUUUACACAAGUGUGUGUAGCUAAUGGCUUCAAGACUGAUGUGGAAUUUGCCUGUGAAAUGUCUUCAGUGUCAAGGAAAUUCUUUUUCUUAAUCUAGUAAACAAAGAUGUUCA